AUGGCAGACCGUGAUAUUACCGUUCAAUAUCGAGGGCGCAUUGCCAUAAUCACCCUCAAUCAACCGGACAAACGCAACUCGCUCAACCAAGAGCAGUUUUACUUGCUAGGGGAACGCUUGCGAGGGGCUGCGAGGCACAAUGAGGUGGCCAUCACUUUGCUCAUUGGAACCGGCCGCUUUUUCUCAUCGGGUGCGGACGUCGCUGACCUGGGGACAUUUAUGGCUGCUGCCAAUCGCAGAGAUGUGUUGGCAGGGUCUCUGUUCAACAAUAUUGACCUGACUCGAGCCUUCUAUACCCACCCCAAAAUCCUCGUGGUAGCGCUCAAUGGCCCUGUCGUUGGGUUUCCAGCAGCACUCAUCUCCUUUGCUGAUUUUAUAUACGCCCUACCUGAAUCAUUCUUACUCGUUCCAUUCUCGACACUUGGGCUUGCUGCUGAGGGAGGGGCUUCUCGCGCUCUCAAACAGCGCCUUGGUGUCGCUAAAGCCAAAGAGGCGUUGCUCAUGAGCAAACGGAUCCCUUCUGGCGAGCUACUCGCAUGUGGUUUUAUUAACAAGGUUAUUGAGCUAACGACACCGGUGUCGGAAAAUGCUGGCUCUCGAUCCGAAGAGUUCCUGGGAAAAGUUCUGCAAGAACUAGACCAUGACCUUGGAAGUCAGCUUAACGACUCCAGUCUCCUGGAUAUCAAGCAGCAAUUUUGCAGGGAUGAUAUAAAUGAUUUUAGCCACGUGACCGUGCAAGAGGCAUACAUGGCAGUGGAUAAGAUCAUGGCAGGAGUGCCGCAGGAGCACAUGAAGAAAUUGGCUCGGCGCACAAAAUCCAAGUUGUAA
Messenger RNA from Trichoderma citrinoviride, 828 nucleotides. RefSeq names its product putative peroxisomal d3,d2-enoyl-CoA isomerase. Bases 1 to 828 code for a protein of 275 amino acids. Gene Ontology annotation, cellular component: peroxisomal matrix. The record is from RefSeq and is a predicted model, not a curated record. The transcript has 2 exons. Lineage: Eukaryota; Fungi; Ascomycota; Sordariomycetes; Hypocreales; Hypocreaceae. Gene Ontology annotation, biological process: fatty acid beta-oxidation.